This is a messenger RNA of Oreochromis niloticus (Nile tilapia), 2531 nucleotides long. RefSeq names its product tousled-like kinase 1a (gene tlk1a). Gene Ontology annotation, molecular function: ATP binding; protein serine/threonine kinase activity. Gene Ontology annotation, cellular component: nucleus. The coding region runs from base 345 to 2531 and encodes 728 amino acids. Gene Ontology annotation, biological process: intracellular signal transduction; peptidyl-serine phosphorylation; chromosome segregation. The transcript has 22 exons. The record is from RefSeq and is a predicted model, not a curated record. NCBI's taxonomy places the organism in Eukaryota, Metazoa, Chordata, Actinopteri, Cichliformes, Cichlidae.
CCAACCACUUGAAGACGGAGAGGUGGCCCCGGAGCCCGGACUCGCUACUGAGGUGUGAAGAGGUUUGUGUCCUUAAAACACAAUAAUUAGACAUUUUCACCUACUGGCAGUCACCGUGCCCUUGUAAAGUCACACAGGGCACGCCAGUCGGUCAGUUUUUCAGUCUGUGUUAAAGCCUACCCAUGUACGCUGCAGCACCUACACACGAAAAGUAGCUUGAUGAGUAUCCAAAGUAGUGGAAGUUUGGAGGGGACGCCAUCUUUGGUCCCAGCUCUCCACGUCCCCAACACGGACUGUGUUUUCAGCUACAUACCACGGCAGUGGUGAAGGUCCAGAAAGGCACCAUGGAGGAGCUGCACAGCCUGGACCCCCGGAGACAGGAGCUGCUGGAGGCUCGUUUUAUGGGCGGAGUCAGCGGCAGCACAGGGGGCAGCACUGGCAGCGCAAGCGGGGGAACCAAAGGCUUGACCAAUAAUGAAUGUUCAAAUCACAGUUUUGGAAGUCUAGGAUCUUCAAGUGACAAGGAGUCGGAGGGGUCUGAUGUGAAAAGAGGGAGCUCUCCUGCUUAUUCGACCCCAGAGAAGAAACAGACUGAAACAACUAGAGGCAGAAAAAGGAAACCUGAGAUCCAGUCAGAGAGCAGCCAAGGAAAAUCAUCUGUGCGAGGACCCAAAAUAAGUGAUUAUUUCGACUUCCAGGGAGGAAAUGGGUCCAGUCCUGUGAGAGGUCCCCCACCAGUGAUUCGUUCGCCCCAGAAUUCACAUUCCCACUCGACUCAGGGCACUUCUGUUAGACAAAAUAGCUCAUCUCCUAUUAGUCUGUCUUUUGGGGACCAUAUGGCACAUCCAAAGCAACUAGCAGUCAAAUUUGUUCAGACUGACCUUACAGUGUUAAAAUUGGCUGCCCUUGAAAGCACCAAGAAUCUAGACCUUGAAAAGAAGGAGGGCAGGAUAGAUGACCUGUUAAGGGCAAACUGUGAUCUCAGGAGACAGAUAGAUGAACAGCAAAAAUUACUCGAGAAAUACAAGGAACGCUUGAAUAAGUGCAUCACCAUGAGCAAGAAGUUACUUAUAGAAAAGAGCACCCAGGAGAAGCAGGCCUGUCGGGAGAAGAGCAUGCAGGAUAGACUACGUUUAGGCCACUUUACUACAGUGAGACAUGGGGCCUCAUUCACAGAGCAGUGGACAGAUGGCUAUGCCUUCCAAAACCUUGUCAAGCAGCAGGAGUGGAUAAACCAACAGAGAGAAGACAUUGAGAGGCAGAGGAAACUUCUUGCCAAGAGGAAACCUCCAUCUUCCAACAACUCCCAAACACCAACCACAAAUUCUGAGCCAAAGCAACGGAAAACCAAGGCGGUGAAUGGAGCAGAAAACGAUCCCUUUCUAAAACCCAGCCUACCUCAGCUGCUGACAUUAGCAGAGUACCACGAACAGGAAGAGAUCUUCAAACUGCGACUUGGACAUCUGAAAAAGGAAGAAGCUGAGAUCCAGGCAGAGCUCGAGCGUCUGGAGAGAGUGCGCAACCUUCACAUUCGGGAACUGAAGAGAAUAAAUAACGAAGACAGCUCACAAUUUAAAGAUCACCCAACGUUGAAUGAAAGAUACCUGCUCCUGCAUCUUCUGGGUAGAGGAGGCUUUAGUGAAGUUUACAAGGCUUUUGACUUGAUUGAACAACGAUACGCUGCUGUGAAAAUCCACCAACUUAACAAAAACUGGAGAGAAGAAAAAAAAGAGAACUAUCACAAGCAUGCAUGUCGAGAGUACAGAAUACACAAGGAGUUGGACCAUCCCAGGAUUGUGAAACUUUAUGACUACUUCUCACUGGACACAGACACGUUUUGCACCGUUAUGGAGUACUGCGAGGGCAACGACCUGGAUUUCUACUUGAAGCAGCAUAAAUUAAUGUCUGAGAAGGAGGCACGGUCCAUAGUCAUGCAGAUUGUAAAUGCACUAAAAUACCUGAAUGAAAUCAAACCUCCCAUCAUCCAUUAUGACCUUAAACCAGGUAAUAUCUUGUUGGUGGAUGGCACAGCCUGUGGGGAAAUUAAAAUCACUGACUUUGGCCUUUCCAAAAUUAUGGAUGAUGACAACUACGGCGUAGAUGGGAUGGACCUGACAUCACAGGGUGCAGGAACCUACUGGUACUUGCCUCCUGAGUGUUUUGUGGUUGGUAAAGAACCUCCAAAGAUCUCCAACAAGGUGGAUGUGUGGUCUGUGGGUGUCAUCUUUUUCCAGUGUCUGUAUGGAAGGAAGCCUUUUGGCCACAAUCAGUCACAACAAGAUAUCCUGCAGGAGAACACCAUACUCAAAGCUACCGACGUUCAGUUCCCUGUGAAGCCAGUUUCCAGUAACGAAGCAAAGGCUUUCAUACGGCGGUGCCUGGCAUACAGGAAGGAGGACCGGAUUGACGUUCACCAGCUGGGAAGUGACCCCUACUUGCUCCCUCACAUCCGGAGAUCAAGCUCCUCUGGAAAUCUGCAAAUGAGUGCUGCGGUCUCAAGUCCAGCCUCCUCCAGCAACAUCUCAUAUUGA